Phragmites australis (common reed) is the source of this 1472-nucleotide messenger RNA. RefSeq names its product E3 ubiquitin-protein ligase RMA1H1-like. Lineage: Eukaryota; Viridiplantae; Streptophyta; Magnoliopsida; Poales; Poaceae. Gene Ontology annotation, molecular function: metal ion binding; ubiquitin protein ligase activity; ubiquitin-like protein conjugating enzyme binding. Bases 506 to 1285 code for a protein of 259 amino acids. The transcript has 2 exons. Gene Ontology annotation, cellular component: endoplasmic reticulum. Gene Ontology annotation, biological process: ubiquitin-dependent protein catabolic process. The record is from RefSeq and is a predicted model, not a curated record.
AUAUUUUUUUAUAGGGGUCACAUCUUGCUUAAGUUUAAUGUGGCAAAGUUAGGCGACAAAGCCUAAAUCCAUCAUCAUCGUCUAACGCCUUUUUUCUCAAUUCCCCACUCGUUAUAUAUCCCAGACCGAGCCAUUCUUCUGAAAUCCUCCUCCUGAACUUUGGUCUUCUCCUCGUCGUCUGCCUCCUCGUCCCAAAUUCGCCUCGCCGGCCACCGGGUCGUCGCUUCCUCCUCCCCGCUCCCACUUUCUUCGCAAGUGCCGCGCGCUCACGCCACCAUCACGCGAACCCUCCUCGCUUGGCCGCGCCGCGAACCCGUCUCCAGGACUCCUUUCGCCGAAGCGCGUCCCCUCGAAUUCUUGCCUUCUAGUCGACGUUGCCACUGUCGUCCUCCUUUCUGCCGAUUCUGGACUGGAGGGCAGAUCCAUCCGGGCUCGGAUUAAUUUCUUCUUUUGUUGUACUCAGUAACUGAACUAGAACAGUUUGCAAGAGAGGAUCGUGAUUGCCAUGGAAGCUAGGAGAAUGGAUCAGAUUUGCCUGGCUGCUGUCAAUAGCCAGCCUUUGGUAGCUGAUGUUGAGCCAGUUAAGAAAGCCAGCGGGGACAUGCCUGCGACAACUGGAAGCGGAUGCUUCGACUGCAACAUUUGCCUUGAUUUUGCGGCGGAGCCAGUGGUUACUCUCUGUGGCCAUCUCUACUGCUGGCCUUGCAUCUACGAGUGGCUGCGCCCAGGGGUGGAAUCAACUGCCGGUGACAACAGCAGUUCAGCAAGGCGGCAGUGUCCUGUAUGCAAGGCAACACUCUCCCCGGACACGCUUGUGCCACUAUAUGGCCGCGGUGGGAGCUCAAAGAAAUCGCUCAAUGGCGUGGCCAUUCCACGCCGUCCAAUGGUGCACCGAGAGUCUGUUGAGCAUCAGAAUGCGCAGAGCAACGUCAAUGACCAUGACCACCAGAGCAUGGAAGGCAUCGAUCUGCACCAGCCAUUGCAGCACGCACACCACCAUUCCGGAGCCGCUGGAUUCAACUUCAUCUACCCUCCCGCACCUGUUGGACGUGGUUUGAUCCACUCAACGGCUGGAGGGGUGCUUGGAGGGAUGGCAGAGGCCGUGCUUCCAUGGGCACUCCGUGGCCAGCUGCCGGCGAGUAUGUACUACACAAGCCCUUACCAUGUCGCGGCGCAAAACGUGAACCCCAGGCUGAGGAGGCAGCAGAUGGAAAUCGAGAGGUCCCUGCACCAGAUCUGGUUCUUCCUCUUCGUGUUUGUGGUGUUAUGCUUGCUCUUGUUCUGAAACAAGACUGCUGUGCGCCUUCUGUAGAUAUUGAAACUGGAGGGGAUACUAAUGCAUGGACGAAGAGUACAGUAAAGAGGGUAAUGGCUGACGGUUUGGCCUGUAUCGAUAAGCAUGUGCGUAAGCAUGCUGAUAUAGAGUUGUAAUAUGUUGAGACAUGGGGGUGAAAUGCAGGUUUCAUUCUUCU